This is a messenger RNA of Fusarium tjaetaba, 1251 nucleotides long. RefSeq lists its product as uncharacterized. The record is from RefSeq and is a predicted model, not a curated record. Bases 1 to 1251 code for a protein of 416 amino acids. Lineage: Eukaryota; Fungi; Ascomycota; Sordariomycetes; Hypocreales; Nectriaceae. The transcript has 2 exons.
AUGGAGGCUGCCAAGGCGACGCCGACUCUGCCUCUGCUACCGGGAGAUACGCUCGAGUCGAAUUACUACGUUUAUUUCUUCUCUGAUAUCAUCAGCCAGUUGGAGAUCACGCCGUAUCUGAACAGAGACUUCUGGAAUAGGAAUAUUCUUGUUCCGAGUCAGAGUAGCGAGUGCGUUCGACAUGCGGUGUUGGCUUUGGGAGCGACGCAUUGGCAGUAUUCGGCGCGGAACGAAGUAUCAGCUGCGUCACUUGAUCGAUUCGUUUUGAGGCAUUAUAACGAAGCUAUAUCGAAACUGACAAGCAACCAAGAGUCACCGCCGGAUAUGUCAACGGUCUUGACGUGUUGCAUAUUAUUCGUUAUUCUGGAGAGUCUUCGUGGGGACUUUGGCGAAGCAAUUCGACAUCUCGAGUCCGGAACUAGGAUCCUGACAAACCACAUCCCAAAAACAUAUCUCCCCAAUCGCGAUUUCCAAGAACUAGCUGCAAUAUUCCACGCAAUCGCCUCACAAGUCGCCAUCUUUUCUCCGGAGCGCGUAUUCCCCGACGUGACGCAUCUUCUGAUGCCAGCGGCAAAAAAACAAAAGCGCAUCGAGGGAGAAUUCAGAAACCUCGAUGAAGCAGAAGAUGUCAUGAAUAAGUUUGACGACAUGGUGAAUCAUAUUUCUUGGGAUCUUGAUCAGGAAUGGGAGAAUGAAGAAUCAGAGUGUAACACGCAAUGGUCGAUAUUACGAGAAAACGUACAAACAUGGCAAUGCCAGUUUGAAGUUCUGAUCAAGAAGUUAUCAGCUGGCAAGGAGCCUAUUGACACUGAAAAAGUACUUAAUCUGCGGAUACAGCAUAAACUAUGGGAACUCCUCAUCGAGGAGCAAUCCUCCGUCGACGAAGACGUCGAAGCUCAUCUUGAUCCCGCCGAGUGCAAUAUUCUGCUCGAUCAAUUGGAGAAACUAUGGUGUAACCCAUCACGACCACGCUUCGGUCUCAAGAUCGACCUUACAGCAGCUUUAUUCCAACUCUACGUGUACUGCACGGAUGAAAAUGUCCGACAUAGGAUUAUAUUCAUGUUGAGAGCGCAGAGCAGGAGGGAAAUAAUUUGGGAUAGCGGGCAGUUGGCGGAUUUUCUGGAGAAUGACAUGGUGCUGAGGGCUGUUGGGUUGCAGACGGAUCGAUGGCCUGAGAUAGGACCUUCAGCUAGUGACGGAGCGUUGUUGGUGUUUCGGCCAAAGAGCUCAAGGGAAAGUUCCGAAUCUUGA